AUGGAUUCCUACCACUACGUAUACCGGAACGAUCUCGCAACUGACGGAAACGGCAACGAAGACUGGGGUUAUUACCCGGAUUCACAGUGGUAUCAGUACAAGCCCACCCGCCGCGGAGGCCAGAGCCGUCGACUAAGAAGAAGAGAGGCAAGGCUACAGGCUGAAGCCGAAGCCGAAGCUGAGGCCGCGUAUGCCCAGACCCAGGAGGCUGGAGGAUCGAACCCGUAUUAUGGAUAUGAGGCCCCAUUUCAGCAAGAUUCCGGGGCAAGAUGGGAGCUCGACCCCAAUGCGAGCAUUUUUACCCCACCGAAACAGCAUUGUCCAGGAGUUGUUGAUGCGACAUCAGGACAGCCGCAGCAAGCGCCAGCAGCUGAUUCCAGUGCGUCUUUCCCCAAAGCAAAGGAAACCAGUGUUUCUGGGGAAGGUUCAAAGCCGCAAGAGGUCGACGUAGCCGUUGGACCGUCGGUAAACAUCGGUGGCAAAGACGUUCGCUUUCUCGUCAGGGCAGGAGCUCUUCUGGACGAUGUUGAAGCCUACAUCGAGGAGAUUGGCUUGGGCCUGGAGAAUACUGAGCGUACUCUUGCAAGAGUGAAGCUGUCUUUGGAGAAGGUAGGGGUUUCUUUUGAGCAUAACAAGACUCCAAAGGAGGUCGGGGUCGCCCAGGAGGUUCAGGCUGUCGAAGAAGCCAAGGUCGCCGAGGAGGCCGCGAUUUCCAAGGAUGUCGUGCUGUUUGCAGAGGAAGCCUCUGUGGAAUCCAAGACUCCCUUGGCCAAUGCUACUCCCGAGGAAGUCCCGGUUCAGAGCGACGCUUUGAUUGAGAAGGGGGACGAGGAUGGUGAGCAAUCGCUGCCCACUCCGGCUAGAAGUGAGCAGGUCCGGAUUACCAAGGCGCCGGCGGUGGCUGUGCCGGUCAUCCCUAAGACGGCCGGCGCGAAGUCCACGGUCAAGCCCACAGUCAGCCAGGCCAACGCGCUGGCGCGGCCAGCAGUCGUCCGACCAGCCAAGGAGUCAUCUCUGAAGUCAGCCGCACGGCCUCUGCCAGCAAAGCCGGUGCGGGCGACACUCUCCAGGGCGACAGCUCCCAAGCCAGCCGCAAAGCCCGCGGCAUCUGUGCCGGUUGGGAAACCGUCUACCAAGACGGCAACCCAGUCAGCCGUGCCAAAGUCAACGCGCACUCGCUCCCUGGAUAGGGCCACCGGGCCAAGGGCCACGUCUCGCGGUCGCACUGUGGCGGAAAGGGGCCGCCCAUCUGAAGCCACACGGCGCGCUUCCUCGCCGGCAGCCCGGUCGUCGUUCGUGACUCGGCUGGCGGAAUCGCUGGCGCGUUCGUCAAGGACGGCGUCACCACGGCCUGCCUUGCGACUUCGUGGGACCGGUAUCCCCAGUGAGCCGACCAUCAAAGAGGAGCCGAAAACUCCCGCUGUCGUGGCGGCGGUCGGCGGCAACACGGCUGCGGGUGCGCUGGACGCCCUCAAAGGUCCGUUGCUGAACACCACAACGGAGACCGGUCGCGGCCGAACCCUUCGCCGUCGCCGCACGGAUGUAGAUGCUGAGCGAAAGCCAAAUUUGAAGUGGCCGUCCAAGCGGUCCCAAUCAGCGGUAGACGAGAAGAAGCCGUGGUUGUAG
Molecule: messenger RNA, 1626 nt
Organism: Grosmannia clavigera kw1407
Lineage: Eukaryota; Fungi; Ascomycota; Sordariomycetes; Ophiostomatales; Ophiostomataceae
Exons: 1
Coding region: 1-1626 (541 amino acids)
Source: RefSeq, a predicted model, not a curated record